This is a messenger RNA of Trifolium pratense (red clover), 2019 nucleotides long. RefSeq lists its product as uncharacterized. The record is from RefSeq and is a predicted model, not a curated record. Gene Ontology annotation, molecular function: calcium ion binding; 3'-5'-RNA exonuclease activity. NCBI's taxonomy places the organism in Eukaryota, Viridiplantae, Streptophyta, Magnoliopsida, Fabales, Fabaceae. The coding region runs from base 38 to 1696 and encodes 552 amino acids. The transcript is spliced from 11 exons.
GUGAUCCACAAUUAUUUAAGAUUACAACCUAUGACACAUGAGUGAGCACACACUUCUGCUACGCUCAUACCACAACUUGUCUUGUCUUGUCCCUUCUCUCUCUCUCUUCUCUCCUUCACCAAUACAAAUCUCUCUCUCUCCUCUCUCUCUGCACUAUACCACUCCUAUAUAUAUCUAUCAUCAUCACACACGCCACAGGUAUUAUAGGGCGGUUCCAAAAACAGAUAAAAUAACUACAUUUUCUUCAAUUCCCUUACCCCUUUUGACUGUGGCGAGAAUCUUCAGAAUGGUAGUAGCUGCUGGUUCUAAGUUCAAUUUGAGAAGAGGAAACAGUGGUUCUUGUUCUUCUCAUAAUAAUGUUGUUAUCAAUGACUGUGAUGGAGGAGAGUUUUCUAGAAUUAAUAAAAGUGGUUGUUAUUCAUCAAUGGUAGAAGUUGAUAAAGACCUUUCUUGUGUUUCAUUCACUACUUUCAAUAUUCUUGCUCCUAUUUACAAACGGAUUGAUCCACAGAACCAAGGAGUUAGAGAAAGUGAUUGCAGAUCAUUUUGGUUAGCUAGGAAUCAAAGGAUUCUUGAUUCAUUGCUUUCUGAAUCAUCUUCCAUUAUGUGCCUACAGGAAUUUUGGGUUGGAAAUGAAGAACUUGUUCACAUGUAUGAGGAAAGACUCGGGGAUGCUGGCUAUCAACUUUUCAAGCUUGCUCGAACCAACAACCGUGGAGAUGGUCUGCUGACUGCUAUACGUAAAGACCAUUUAAGUAUUGUGAAUUAUCGAGAAUUGCUUUUCAAUGACUGUGGUGACCGUGUUGCUCAGUUGUUACAUGUUCAAUCGGUUAAUCCCAUUUUACAAAACCAAAAAGACAGUCUCAAUCAAGAGUUUCUGAUUGUGAAUACUCAUUUAUUAUUUCCUCACGAUUCAAGUCUGUCUAUAGUGAGAUUGGAUCAGGUUUAUCAAAUAUUAGAAUAUGUGGAACGGUAUCAGAGAGAAAACCGGCUCAAACCGAUGCCUAUUAUACUCUGCGGUGACUGGAACGGAAGCAAGCGCGGACAUGUUUACAAGUUCCUUAGGUCACAAGGGUUUGUAUCAUCUUAUGAUAUUGCCAAUCAAUAUACUGAUAGUUAUGCCGAUGCGCACAAGUGGGUUAGUCACAGAAAUCAUAGAGGAAAUAUAUGUGGUGUUGAUUUCAUUUGGCUUUGCAAUCCUAACCAAGCGCGUAAACCCAUGAAAACAAGUUGGGCUGAAGCUGUUUUUAGUAUACUAAAGUUCCAGCUUCGGAAGGCGUCAUUGUCUGAAGAUGAUGCAUUCACCUUUCUGAAGGGUGACAACUGUGCUGAUUCUGUGACAUAUUUUAGUUUUUCUGAAGCACUUCGUAAGGUAAAGUUAAUUGGUGUGCCUUAUGGACUAUGCUUCCAACAGUUGCAAGAUCUAUGGAAUCAAGUUGAUGUAGAUGGAAAUGGUGUCAUCGACUUCGAAAAAUUCAAGCAAAAGAUUUGGAAUUCUACAUGUUCAGAGCAUGUGUGUAUGGACGAUUCUAACACCGAGCAGGAGCAUGAAGCCGUUGGUUUCAAGGUGAAGAACGCAAUGUUGUUUCCUCGUGAAAUGGAGAAAGGACUUUGGCCAGAAGAUUACUCUCUUUCUGAUCAUGCUAGGUUAACUUGUGUAUUUUCACCAGCAAAGAUGUCAUGUUCUUCGCUAUAAUAAGGACUUUAUAUUGUAAAUGUUUGUGUGGAGUCCAAAGUAGUGUAUACCUGUAAUUUAGGCAACACUUAUGGUUCACUUGUUUUUAUAUGUGUAUCGAUGCCUCGUAUAUUUGAUCCAUUAGAUUGGUAUAUGAAUAUAACGAUUAUACCAAUCUAACGGUUUGAACUACGACGUGGUAUUAUACGAAUAAUACUUGACAGAUGUACCAUAACUGUCGCCAAGUAAGCAUUUUUGGUGAGGCCAGGCCAUGUUUUUUGUUAUGGCAGUGGCAAAACAGUGUAAAGAUAUUUUUGCAAUGUGACAAAUGAUUAUUAUGUCUA